Molecule: messenger RNA, 1475 nt
Organism: Pimephales promelas (fathead minnow)
Lineage: Eukaryota; Metazoa; Chordata; Actinopteri; Cypriniformes; Leuciscidae
Product: tumor necrosis factor receptor superfamily member 5
Biological process (GO): immune response-regulating cell surface receptor signaling pathway
Cellular component (GO): CD40 receptor complex; external side of plasma membrane
Molecular function (GO): protein binding
Source: RefSeq, a predicted model, not a curated record
AAAUUGAGAAAAAAUGAUUCCCCUGCCCGCAGCCGAUGAACAGAGACACCGCACAAAAAGAUAGAGCAAGUCUGUUCGACAGACAGACAGAAAGAGAAGAAAACUGACACAAUAGCGUGGGUCAGCAUGACCGAAUAAUCAUCAAUUCCUUGGUAACGUAAAAAGAAGAAUCAAGAUUUUUAGAAUCACUUCAAGUUGUCCUUGUUUAGAGGAAAGACUUCAUAUGACUGCACAAAACUAUUCACAUUGAAAGGAGCAAACCGAGACAACAGUGAAAGUAGCCGAGAUGGGAGAAAUGAAAUGUCCGAAAGGGAGUUAUUUGGAUGUCAAAUGUAAUGGCAUAUCAAAUCCAGUGUGUAAAACCUGCCCACGUCAUACAUUUACUGAUGAGGAAAAUAACAUGAAGGAGUGUCGAGCCUGCAGGGAGUGCACCAGCAACAGUAACUUGGAGUUGGUAAAGGAGUGUGCGGCAGACAAAAACACGGAGUGUAAGUGUAAGCCUAGAUACUACUGUCCACAUGCAGUGAGCGAUUCCCACUGCGAUCACUGCAGUCCUGUCUCCACAUGUCUUCCAGGAAAAGGGGUCACUCAUCAGUACACGUUCCAGAGAGACACUGUGUGCAAACCCUGUCCUGAGGGAACCUACAGUGAUGUGGAGGACCACAUUUCCAGCUGCAAAAAUCAUACAAGUUGUGAAGAUUUAGGUCGAAAAAUAGAGGUUGCUGGGACCAGCACAUCAGAUGUUGUGUGUGGACCUAUUCAAACAGGUACUAUAUCUUGUUCUUGGGUAUUACCUGCUAGCCUGUGGGCAGGGAUCAUUGUUACUGCCUUAAUUGUAUUUCUGGUCCUGUUUAUAAUGUAUUGGAGAAACAAACAUCACUCAAAAAGAUCAGAGAUUUCCUCAAACCCCAUCUUGCCAAUGCUUCCUCCAGACAUCCUGAAACACCCAGCAGACUUUGACAUGGAGAUAUGUGCAGAAUGUGACAAACAUAAAGCUGACAAUUACACAGACAUGGACAGUGGCAUAACGUGUAAAGGAGAUAUGCCAAUGAUGAUGUCUGCAAAAUACAGCCAAUCAACUGCUGAAAAGGAAUAUACAGAAAGAAGGCAUGACUCCCUUUAUCCGUCACAGCCACAGGAGUCUGAAUGGAACGAUGAACUUUGACAUGUUAACUCCAUAUUAUUAACCUGACAAAUAUGUAGUGAAGAAUAGUGUGUAUAUAACAAAAAUCUAACGUGUGUUUUUAUCUAUCAGUGUAGAAGCUUUACUCCUGUUCUGGUAGAAUGUGUGUAACUAGAUUUUAUUUUUCACAGUAAGAAUACAUCUAAUAGGCCUACUGUACAUUCUACAAUAUUGAUUAAUGAAGAUGAAUGAAAAACUUAAUAUUGUCUUUAGUUUAGAGUUCUUGUUUUUUUUUUCAGAUGUUUCAUUACAUUUUAAUAAAAAUGUUGUAUUUGUGGGAUUCAAAUAUGUA